GUAACGAAUAAUAUAUUUUGACGUUUAACCAAUUUGUUAAUGUCAAAAUUAUUUGAUUAUUACAUCAGAUUAGAAGUAUUUCAUUAGAGGAGUUAUCAAUUAGCAAUGGGCGUUGUUUCCUUCAUAUUGAAUCAUGGCAUAGUAUUGCCUCUGCAAUGACAGUACGAAGAGUCUCUGCUGAAAGUUAUUAGCAUCAAGCCAGUUUCACAAGGAUCACAUGUAUGUAUAUAUAUAUAUAUAUGUCACAGCCGGAUUAAAGCUAGGUCUGAGAGGGCCUAGCAUGGGCCACUAUGAAUCCACCCGCAGUUAGCAAAUCGAGCACUCGUGGCUCUGGAUAUCAUCAAAAGGCAUUAGCUGAAAUUCGCAAUUCUUUGCUACCAUUCGCGAAUAUUGGAGGAGCAGGCGAAGUAGGUUCAAGUGCUGCUAGUACUAUAUCUACUUUGUCGACAACCAGUGGUAUUAGUUCUGCUUCGGGACUUAGUGGUCUUUCCGCAGCUUCUGGUUCUACUAUCGAUAAAUCCGAUCAGCGACAGCUAUUAGCACAGCUAUUAGCUAUGGGGUAUUCCGAGGAAAUGGCAUUACGCGCGUUGAAGUUAGCUGGUUGGCGUCUAGAUACGGCCAUAGAAUUCUUGAAACAGGCUCAGGGGGAAUCUUUGAACGGACUUAGUAAACUGAACAGCAAGUUGAUAAGAAAGCCUAGCUUGGAAAGAGAGUUGAGUCUACAACGAGGAAGUCCCGCAUUAGACAGUGGAGCAGGAAGCUCACGAUCCGAUAGUCCGCGUUUAACGGAGCUUAGCCCACAUCCGCAAUUGAGCCGUCAAUAUUCACCAAGUAAUUUUGUAGAACGAGAACCACCACCACCCCCGCCUCCUAGAUGUAGUUCAACGCCGCCGCCGCCACCACCGCCUCACGCUCCGUACAAUCAGCCGAACGUACCUACGAAUAUGCAGCAAAUGCUGAAACGCAUGUCUCCUGCUCCGGUUGUUCCAACGCGACCGCCUCCUACCACGCCUGGUAAUACUGGGCCAAUAUCAACCUCGGUCAAUUUACCGCAAAGAGGUACGAGUCCGGUGGCGAGCUCGAAUAAUAAUACGAGCUGCCGUCAGCCUAUGAUUGUUCAAAAUGGUCCACAAGUUCAGCAGCAACUCUCUCAGCAAAUACAGGCUCUCAGUAUUUAUCAGACAGGUAAUAACAAUACCAAUACUCAGGUCGAACCACCACCUCCGUAUCCCAUAGUUUCUUCUUCGUCGGCUGGCCCGGUGCAACCACCGUCUUAUAGUGCCUCGAUGCAAAACAGACAGAGUCCUACACAAUCGCAGCAAGAUUAUCGGAAAAGUCCAUCCUCUGGUAUCUACUCUGGUCCAACGUCGGCCGGUUCUCCAAGCCCGAUAACCGUUUCGGCUAUGUCUCCGAGCACGCAAGCAUCCAUGGCCAGACCAACUCCGUUGCAAGCGUGGGGCGCGAGGCAAGCGAAAACGCAACCACCGAUCAUUAUGCAGUCUGUCAAAAGUACUCAAGUACAGAAGCCCGUGUUGCAAACUGCGAUCGCACCGACAUCUCCACAACCGAUAUCCACUACUAGUAACACACCACCUCCACCACCAUCUUACGCGUCGUCUAUUCAACAGAAGCAGCAGCAGCAGCAGCAGCAACAACCACCACCACAACAACAACAACAUUCACAGCAGCAGCAGCCACAACAACAACAACCGCAACAACAACAACAACAAUGUUCGCAGCAGCAACAAUCAUCGCAACAACCACCUCCUGCAUAUCCACCUGUGAAUAAUGUUGGCACAGCCGUUACGAACAGUAUGAACGUAGGCGUUUCCGUAGGUGUACCUACUACGGAACCACCGAGUUACGCGACUACCAUGCAAGCACUGGCGGCGCAACGAGGGAUACACCAUCCGGUUCCUCCACCCCCCUAUGGAACAGCUACCAUCGAGGAUUCUAGCGGCAUUUCAACAAUGGAAAAUAAUACGAACCUUAGAUCGUCACCGAUCAGUCUACAUCCUCCGUUGCAAAGAAAAUAUUCACCAGCAGACGGGUGCCAACAUCCCGCGGAAGCGCCGCCGUUACCUCCAGUAACCUCUACGUCUAUACCGCCGAGGUCCAAUAACAACGGUGGUAACAACGGGAACACCAGUAGCAAUAGCAAUAGCAGCGGCGGUGGCAGUGGUGGCGGUGGCGGUGUUGUCAGUGUUGUCGGUGCUGUCGGUGUCGGUGGCGGUAAUGGUAACGGCAACAGUAACAAUAAUAACAACAAUAACAAUAAUAAUCAUGCGGCAGAAAGUAACGGAGCGAAGGGAGGAGGAACUGGUUCUUCACCUUCGUCUUACAAAAUUAAGCAUCAAUCUCCGAUUCCCGAGCGCAAGCAUAUGAGUAAAGAAAAAGAGGAAGAGCGCAGAGACUGCAAGGUUCGUAAUUAUUCUCCGCAGGCGUUUAAAUUUUUCAUGGAGCAGCACGUUGAAAAUGUAUUAAAGUCCCAUAAGCAACGAUUGUAUCGUCGGCUUCAAUUGGAAACGGAAAUGGCCAAGAUAGGACUUAGCGCGGAAGCUCAGUGUCAAAUGAGGAAAAUGUUAUCGCAAAAGGAGUCGAAUUACAUUCGAUUAAAACGAGCGAAAAUGGACAAAUCGAUGUUUACGAAAAUCAAACCGAUCGGAGUCGGUGCAUUCGGAGAAGUAACGCUGGUUAGAAAACUUGAUACUAAUCAAUUUUAUGCCAUGAAAACCUUAAGAAAAGCGGAUGUAUUGAAUCGGAAUCAAGUUGCCCAUGUCAAAGCCGAAAGAGAUAUAUUGGCUGAGGCUGACAAUGAAUGGGUCGUAAAGCUUUAUUAUUCUUUUCAAGAUAAGGACAAUUUAUAUUUCGUUAUGGAUUAUAUACCUGGUGGUGAUUUGAUGUCGUUGCUGAUCAAAUUUGGCAUUUUCAAGGAACCUUUGGCAAGAUUUUAUAUCGCUGAGUUGACGUGCGCAGUAGAAAGUGUUCAUAAGAUGGGUUUUAUUCACAGAGACAUUAAACCAGACAAUAUUUUAAUCGAUCGAGAUGGACAUAUUAAGUUGACAGAUUUUGGACUAUGUACAGGAUUUCGUUGGACUCACAACUCGAAAUACUAUCAACAAAACGGACACGGAAAACAAGACUCGAUGGAUCCUGCUGACGAUUGGAACAACGAAUGCCGUUGUAUUCAAUUGAAGCCUUUAGAACGUAGGAGGCACAGAGAACAUCAAAGAUGUUUAGCGCAUUCGCUGGUUGGAACACCAAACUAUAUCGCACCAGAGGUACUACAAAGGACAGGAUAUACUCAGUUGUGUGAUUGGUGGAGCGUUGGUGUAAUUUUGUAUGAAAUGUUAGUUGGUUCUCCACCGUUUCUUGCCAAUACUCCCGCCGAGACACAAUACAAGGUUAUCAAUUGGGAAACGACUCUGCACAUCCCAAAGCAGGCGAACCUCUCUGCCGAAGGAAUGGAUUUGAUAUUAAAGUUAUGCGUGGGCGCGGAUCGUCGGUUAGGUAAGAACGCAGACGAAGUAAAAAAUCAUCCGUUUUUUGCAAGUAUUGACUUUGAGAAGGGAUUACGUCGGCAAGUAGCACCUCACAUACCUCGAAUACAGUACCCUACUGAUACGAGUAACUUUGACCCCGUGGAUCCUGAUAAAUUACGGAACUCGGAAUCAUCCGAUUCCAACAAGUCCGACGAAUUAUUAGAUAAUGGCAAACCGUUUCACGGUUUCUUUGAAUUCACUUUUAGACGCUUCUUUGACGAUGGUGGUGGUCCUGCGUAUCCUAGUCGAAUCAGUUUGGACGAUAAUGACAAUCAAGGUCCUGUUUACGUAUGACAAUAGGUUUAGAUGUUUUCGCAUUAGCCAAGUCGAAGAUGAUGCAAUCUUUCGCAUGUUUGAUCGGAAAAAUUAUUGUAAAUAUUGUUCGAAAGAGUCUCUUUUGAAUCGACGAAUAGUUAGGGUAAUGUGAAUCGCAAAAAUGUUUGUUAAAUCGUCAACGAACACACACGCGCACGAAAGAAAAUAUGCCGUACUAAGUUUUAUAAGAGGAGGAGAAAAAGGACAAUGGUCAUACAUAAAAACGGAAACC
Habropoda laboriosa is the source of this 4089-nucleotide messenger RNA. RefSeq names its product serine/threonine-protein kinase Warts-like (gene wts). The record is from RefSeq and is a predicted model, not a curated record. Gene Ontology annotation, molecular function: protein serine/threonine kinase activity; protein binding; ATP binding. Lineage: Eukaryota; Metazoa; Arthropoda; Insecta; Hymenoptera; Apidae. Gene Ontology annotation, biological process: regulation of organ growth; G1/S transition of mitotic cell cycle; peptidyl-serine phosphorylation. The coding region runs from base 291 to 3836 and encodes 1181 amino acids. The transcript is spliced from 5 exons.